Molecule: messenger RNA, 2340 nt
Organism: Aspergillus glaucus CBS 516.65
Lineage: Eukaryota; Fungi; Ascomycota; Eurotiomycetes; Eurotiales; Aspergillaceae
Product: CNOT2/3/5 family protein
Exons: 3
Coding region: 247-2064 (605 amino acids)
Biological process (GO): nuclear-transcribed mRNA poly(A) tail shortening; regulation of DNA-templated transcription
Cellular component (GO): CCR4-NOT core complex; P-body; nucleus
Source: RefSeq, a predicted model, not a curated record
ACUGGUCUUGGCAUUCUCUCCCCAAAAAGCAUCACGACUGACGACAACGACUGCGACGACGAUUCACUGUCGGCCAUACAGGGCUACACUACAAUUCUUCCUCCUCUCAGACACAAUUCGUGUUGUUUCAUCCAUUCACGAAAUAUUCCCCCAUCCUUCUUUCCGCCCUCCGCAAACCGGCUCCCACGCAAUAUUUUGUCCCCAGCUCCAAAAACCCCCUCUUGACCACCACAUGAACCGUCCAUCAUGACCUCCCGGAAAACACAGCAAGAGAUCGAUAAGACCUUCAAAAAGGUCACAGAGGGUAUCCAGGCCUUCGAUGGGAUAUACGAGAAGAUCAAGACGACAACAAAUGCCGCCCAGCGCGAUAAGCUCGAAGACAACCUCAAGCGGGAGAUCAAGAAGCUGCAACGAUUUCGCGAUCAGAUCAAGUCCUGGGCAGCAGGCAAUGAAGUCAAAGACAAGAGUCCGCUGCUCGAGCAGCGUAGAGCAAUCGAAACUUGUAUGGAACAGUUCAAGGCCGUCGAGAAGGAGAUGAAGACCAAGGCAUAUUCGAAAGAAGGUCUAUCAGCAGCGUCGAGGCUCGAUCCCCGUGAGAAGCAAAAAGUCGAAACGUGCGAUUUCUUGUCCAAUAUGGUCGACGAACUUCAGCAGAAGAUUGAGGCGAUGGAGGCUGAGGAGGAGACGCUUCAUAUACAAAUGAAGAAGGGCAAGAAGGAUAUCAACAAGUCAAAUCGGUUAUCGGAUAUUGCACACCUCACGGAACGCCAUAGGUGGCACGUCAAUAAACUCGAGUUAUUGCUACGGGCGCUCCAGAACGGGAAUGUCGAAACGGGACAGGUGCUCGAUCUGAAGGAGAGUAUAAAGUACUACGUCGAAGAUGGGCAUAACAUUGACUACUCCGGGGAGGACGAGACGCUCUACGAUGACUUGAACCUGGAGGUCGAUGCAGAGGGGCAGCUCGGAUUCACGGGCGACAACGAUCUGGUAUCGUCGCAAGAUACGCAGUCGCUGCAGGAUGAUGACCUGGAACCGAAGCCCAAGAUCAAGGCAGAGACCCCCGGGCCACGACGGUCAUCAACACAAAUGAAGUCACCUCUGCCCGUUCUUGCGACCCUACAUCCUUCCACGUCAACCAGCUCCACAAGCGGCAUGAAGCCCGCUCCUCCACCAACACGACUUCCCGGGGAAACUCUCAAGUAUGCAUCCGCAGCGGCAGCAGCAGCUGCAAGUGACAAGAAUGGCGUUGGAAUCGCUCCUUUGCCCCCACCCCCAGGUGCCAGCCCUGCAUUUCCCGCAGCAGUUCCCGUGUCGAAGCCUUCCUCGAUCGCCUCGCCAAGCGUCGCGCCAGCACAGCCCACGCCCAAGCUCGCAUCAGCUGCCGCACUCGCUGCGGAGGAACGAUCACGAACGCCCGCCUUCAGUAGUCCCAAGGUGGCUGCUGCGCCCGCACCAGUUGCAGAGAAGAAAGAGCCUCCCAGCAAAGAGCCGGUUACUGCUGCGACAAAUGGAGAGACUGACAAGCCGGAGCAGCGCGAUGCCGAAGAGUCGAUAUACCAUCUGCCCCCCGGGUUACAAGACCUGAUCCAAUCUUUCGAAGUGACCAAGAGCCGCGCGUCGACGAACCCAGCACCAUCGGCUCAACGACUUCUGGCAGCAUCGUUGACGACUUGCCCGGAACCCGCCGAUGCAGAGAAGCCCCGUCACUACAAACCGCAAAAUCCCUACAACACACCCCUCUACUACCCUCAAGAACCGCUUGCGAUAUUUGACGACCCGCGACUGUACGAUACGGGGCGAAUCGACACGGAUACUCUCUUCUACCUGUUUUAUUACCGGCAAGGCACAUACCAGCAAUUCCUGUCCGCUAAGGCACUCAAGAACCAAAGCUGGCGAUUCCAUAAACAGUACCAGACAUGGUUCCAACGUCAUGAGGAGCCCAAGGCGAUCACCGAGGAAUUCGAGCAGGGGACGUAUCGGUUUUUUGACUAUGAGAGUACAUGGAUGAAUCGGCGCAAGGCGGAUUUCAAAUUUGUCUACAAAUACCUUGAAGACGAGUUAUAAUGCGUGUACCAUGUGGAGCAGGUUACACUUUGAAUGCAAGAGAACUACUUGAUUGAUUGGUUGGGAUUGGUUUCUUCUGUUCUGUUGUUUGAUUCUGCCAGGAGUGAGUGUAUGUACGAAUGGGCAGCGGUGGAGUUCUUCGUCUAUGGGGAUUACCAUGGUUCUUAUUCAUUUCAUGAGAACACUGUACUCUUUAUUAUGCCAUGUUAUCCGGAGUACAUAGUAGAGACGACUGCGUGUUGCAUAUUGUAACAUUCACCUGACCGGAAUUCGUCC